AUGUUGGUUUUAAUAGUUUUGCAGCUUAUCUUUACGCCUAUUGUGUGCAAGUGCCUUGACAGUGACCCUCUCCAUGUGCCGCACGAGUGGUACCAGUCAGGAGAUAUCCUAAUUAGUGGAAUAAUGUCUCAGAUGUUUUACAUUGCUUUCAAACAUUCCUUCAAGAGGCAUCCUUCAAAGGAGUUCUUUUAUUCUUCCAGUAUGGUGACCAAGUUCUACCAGCAUGUUCUGGCCUUGGUGUUUGCCAUAAAAGAGAUCAAUGAAAAUCCCAAGAUACUGCCCAAUGUCACCCUUGGAUUCCACAUCUAUGACAGCUACUCUUAUGAGAAGAUGACCUAUCAUACCACUUUGGACCUGCUCUUCAAAUCACACAGAUUAGUUCCUAACUACAAGUGUUCAUCCUUGAAAAACCUGAUUGCUGUGGUUGGAGGACUUGGUUCUGAUAUCUCCAUUUGCAUUUCAGACAUCUUAAGUCUCUACAAAAUUCCACAGUUCCCAUAUGGAUCAUUUGCUUCAAAGCAAUGGGGAUCAGUGCAGCUCCCGUUUUCUUACCAUGUGGUCACUAAAGAAACCCAUCAGUACAUGGGUAUCAUCUGGUUACUCCAGCAUUUUGGAUGGACCUGGGUUGGUCUCUUUGUGGUAGAUGAUGAAAGUGGGGAACAUUUCCUAAAGGAUUUUGAACUGUUGCUUUCACAGCAUGGACUCUGUCCCGCCUUCAUACAAGAAAUACCACAAAAAAAUCGAUUAAAUGAUCUGAACGCAAUUAACAACAUGUUCUCAGAGUUUUGUCUACUUUUCAGGUUCAACAAAGCCAGUGUAUAUGUUGUCUAUGGAGAUAGUCACACCAUGGUAUUACUGAACACUGUAGUGGGGUCAUUGAAUGAGGAAUUUAAGGAAUUCACAUCUAUUGGAAAGGUGUGGAUUACAACAAGCCAAAUUGAUUUUGCUGUCUCGAGACUUCAGAGGGAUUUCAAUGUGGCCUAUUUCCAUGGCACCAUUUCCUUGACCAUUCACUCACAGGCACUUCCAGGUUUUGAGAAAUUUCUUCAGGUCAUAAACCCUUACAGGACAUUAGCAGAUGGUUUUAUCAAAGUCUUUUGGGAACAAGCAUUUAAUUGUGUAUUUCGAAAUCCUUGGGUAAAAGGAAGUAUGUGUACUGGGUGGGAGAGGCUGGAGAGCCUUCCUGGGCCUGUCUUUGAAAUGCGCAUGACUGGCCACAGCUAUGGCAUCUACAAUGCAGUCUAUGCAGUUGCACAUGCUUUGCAUGCCAUCUACUCAUCCCGAUCCAAUUACCAGUCAGUUUUGAGAUGCAAAAGUACUGAACUCUGUCAUCUCCAGCCUUGGCAGCUCCGCCAGUUUCUUCAAGGAAUUGCAUUUAACAACUCAGCUGGAGAAACAGUCUCUUUUGAUGAGAAAAGGGAAACGGGAGCUGGAUUUGACAUCAUGAACAUGGUCACAUUCCCAAACAACUCCAUCACUAAAAUCAAAGUUGGGCGAGUAGACCCCAAAGCUCUUGAAAGGAAAGAAGUCAUCCUACACGAGGAUUUACUUGUGUGGCACAGGGGCUUUAACCAGGAAGUGCCUGUUUCUAGAUGCAGUGACACAUGUCAGCCCGGUUAUCAGAAGAAAAAGAGAGAAGGGGAACCAUUUUGUUGCUAUGACUGUGCUCCUUGCCCAGAAGGGAAGAUUUCAGUCCAGGAAGAUACGGAUGACUGUUCUAAAUGUCCAGAAGAUCAGUAUCCAAGCAGGAACCAAGAUCGAUGUAUUCCCAAGAAGAUAAACUUUCUCUCCUAUCAAGAACCAAUGGGAAUGUGUUUGGCCUCGGUUGCUGCUUCUUUCUCACUUAUCACAGUUUUCAUGCUAAGAACUUUUAUUAAGCUCAAAGAUACUCCCAUUGUCAAAGCCAACAAUAAAGAUAUCACAUACGCUCUCCUAAUCUCUCUCCAGUUUUGCUUUCUCUGUUCUUUCCUCUUCCUUGGAAGACCAAACAAGUGGACUUGCUUCUUCCGACAACCAGCUUUCGGCAUCAUCUUCUCUGUGUCUGUUUCUUGUGUCUUGGCCAAAACCAUCACUGUCGUUUUAGCUUUCAUGGCCACCAAACCAGGGGCCAAUAUAAGGAAGUGGGUGGGGAAACGAUUGACAAACUGUAUUGUCCUUUCUUGUUCCGUUACCCAAGUGUGUAUCUGUACAGUGUGGCUAGGAACCACUCCCCCGUUCCCAGAUUUGGACACAAAGUCACUGACUGAAGAGAUCAUAGCAGAAUGUAAUGAAGGCUCUGUGGUUAUGUUUUAUAUUGUUCUAGGCUUCAUGGGACUUCUGUCCUUUAUAAGCUUCACUGUGGCUUUCUUUGCCCGGAAGUUGCCGGACACUUUUAAUGAAGCCAAGUUUAUCACCUUCAGCAUGCUGAUAUUUUGCAGUGUUUGGUUGUCUUUUGUUCCAACUUACCUGAGCACCAAAGGGAAAUCUAUGGUCGUGGUAGAGGUUUUCUCUAUCUUGGCCUCCAGUGCUGGGUUACUGUGCUGUAUUUUUUUCCCCAAAUGCUACAUUAUUGUUCUGCGGCCUGAGCUGAACAAAAGAGAACAAGUAAUAACAAGAAAGCAUUAA
Molecule: messenger RNA, 2604 nt
Organism: Eublepharis macularius
Lineage: Eukaryota; Metazoa; Chordata; Lepidosauria; Squamata; Eublepharidae
Product: vomeronasal type-2 receptor 26-like
Exons: 6
Coding region: 1-2604 (867 amino acids)
Biological process (GO): G protein-coupled receptor signaling pathway
Cellular component (GO): membrane
Molecular function (GO): G protein-coupled receptor activity
Source: RefSeq, a predicted model, not a curated record